CCUAGUAAUUACACAAAUGGCUGAUAUACUUCAAGAUCGAGAACGUGAAAAAAAGAUAGGGCGGCUACAGGAGUUGUUUAGGGGUCGGUUUUCUGUGGGACAGGCUCGCAGGCUUUUGGAACAUCAUGGAUGGAAUCUAGAAAUUACGACGAACUUCAUAUUUGAAGCGGACCCAGAGGAGCUGAAGAGAGUGUCCCAUAGCGAAGAUGAAGGGUGGCAGAUAGUUUUAAACAACAGAGUUUGGCGGGAGCUUGCCAAACAAGCAAAGAUACCGGAAGUUGACAUUCGACAAUUUGCAUGUCGUCCCUGUGACAGCGUGUGGUGGCGACGGGUUCCGGGAAGAAAAACUGUUUCAAAAUGUCAUCGAUGUAGAGUUAGAUACGAUGCAAUACCGAAAGAACAUGAAUGGGGCCUAGCUCAAUUUGAAUGCGACCAAUGUGGAAAUGUCUUUAUAGGAUUUGGACAAAUGAAUAAUAAUUAUAGCCCUUGUUACGCUUGUGGAAAUAAAGUCCAACCUGCCAGGAUAUUACCUAAAAGACGAAGCACUGGAGGAAACAGACGUCAAAGUACCCAUUCCUGUUUUGCGUACAAUUGCUAUAACAUAGCAGGCGAUGUUCAACCCGGGAUAUGUGUUCACCCUAAGUCUCUAGCCCGAAGAGUUGUAACACAGAGUGAUACGCACGCUAGCUCUGGUUCUACUGUCGAUACAUUCCUAACUCAAGAUGACUUGGCAUCAUUUAUAUCAGGCAGCAGUCGACCAAAUCUUUCAGAUGUUGAUGAAGAAAAUUAAUACAUGUAGUACUCAUUUCAAUACUUAAUUGUAUAUUUUUAUAUUUAUUUUACAUGUAUCAUUUUAGAUCAACUGAGUCACUCAGACGACCCAUAGUAACAUGGUAUUGGUUUUAAAAAAUGGAUAAUUCUUUUUAUUAAAAAAGCUGUCUAAUACCCCCUGACGCAGUAGACAGGACUAGUGAAGGGAUCUAAAUUUCCAUAUAGAAAUGUAUAAGAUAUUUUAAGAAUUUUUCACGAACAGCAAGGAUACAAGUUGUCAAGAUACACAUGUAUAUGACCCCUCCCCCCCUCCCCUCCCCCCUCAAAUAUUAAAGAUUCAAGAGUUUUAAAAGCAAUACCCCGGUACAGAGAUGUGGCCAUAAAAGCGUCAAAUGUUUUACAGGGAUAUCUUUACAUACAGGAGUAGAACGUCUUAUUAUCACAAAGUUUUUUAUUCACAAAUUGUUUUUAUGAUGUAUUUUUCAUUUUGUUAGUUUUGUGUCAAAGAAUAACAUUAUAUCAUAAAUGUAUUAAAGAAAGUUCCCAAGAAAAAUAAUGCUUCAGAUUGUCAAAUUAUUAUGAAAAUAUCCUCAUAAAAAGUACAUUCAGCUUUGUUCACAAGAAUGCCCUUUCUAAGAAAUGGAAUUACCUUUGGAUUGUCACCUUAAACAAACGAGGAAAACGUUGCGCGAAAAGAAACCCUCUUAUCCUUGUGAAACGUAAAAUACUUGUAAGGUCCAAAUCGCUUUUUGAAACCAAUACGAACGUACAUGUAGUGUCAAAAUUCGGCAUUAAGUAAACUGAUGUUGUGUUUUAGUUUUCUGUGUUUCGAAUGUCUAACGUUUUGUUCAGCAUGAU
Molecule: messenger RNA, 1629 nt
Organism: Saccostrea echinata
Lineage: Eukaryota; Metazoa; Mollusca; Bivalvia; Ostreida; Ostreidae
Product: shiftless antiviral inhibitor of ribosomal frameshifting protein homolog
Exons: 7
Coding region: 17-790 (257 amino acids)
Biological process (GO): innate immune response; viral translational frameshifting
Molecular function (GO): ribosome binding; sequence-specific mRNA binding
Source: RefSeq, a predicted model, not a curated record